Molecule: messenger RNA, 7579 nt
Organism: Scylla paramamosain (green mud crab)
Lineage: Eukaryota; Metazoa; Arthropoda; Malacostraca; Decapoda; Portunidae
Gene: slx1
Product: structure-specific endonuclease subunit slx1-like
Exons: 8
Coding region: 332-1138 (268 amino acids)
Biological process (GO): double-strand break repair via homologous recombination
Cellular component (GO): Slx1-Slx4 complex
Molecular function (GO): 5'-flap endonuclease activity; crossover junction DNA endonuclease activity
Source: RefSeq, a predicted model, not a curated record
GGAGUAGGGGAUCAGCACUCAGCGGCAGAUAGAGGAGUGACACGGAAGGAGCCUGGUUUGUUUUGGUGUCACAGGGGCCGAGGGGAGGUUAACUUCAAUUUUUAGACAGGAGUGUGGUCUUUGAAAUGACUUUCCUCCAGCGAUUCUCGAGCGCUCGCCGCCUAAUGUUUGUAAACAAAGACGAGCAAUGCGGAGGGAUGUUCAGAAUCUCCAGUUUAGCAGCACUCGUGAAUAAUGUUCAUUACUUUUAGACGUCCACUGUCAUCGAGGGUGAUACGGUGGAGGCCUAGUCAUCCAUCUGACCAUACACACAUGCAGAGGAAGCUUGGGCAUGAUGGCUGAAGGUGAUAUUGUGGAGAACUUCUUUGGAGUGUACCUACUGUUCUGCACCAACCCAAAGUACAAAGGUCGCACCUACAUUGGCUACACCGUGAAUCCAAGCAGGCGACUCAAGCAGCACAACAGAGGGACCAAAGCAGGUGGUGCCUGGAGGACCAGCAACAAGGGGCCAUGGGAAAUGGUACUGCUUGUUCAUGGAUUUCCAAAUGACAUAUCAGCUCUUGGUUUUGAAUGGGCGUGGCAGCAUCCUCACAGGAGUCGCCGCUUACGCACUGUUACUCACAAGAAGGCCAAGGAGCAAAAAUAUGCCUUCUGCUUACGAGUCCUGGGCAACAUGCUUCGGACAAGGCCUUGGUGUCGCCUGCCACUCACCCUGCGCUGGAUAAAGCCAGAGUACAUCAGAGACUUUCCACCAGGGCUAGAGCCACCUGUGCACAUUCCUAUUGCAUACGGGCCUGUCAAACCUGUGAAGGUGAAGAAGCCGGCAGAAAAUAAAUCAGAUGAUGAUAUUGAGGAAAUGCAAGCAUGCACCCUAUGUAAGAACGUGGUGGAAGAAGUUGAUAAAAUGAGAUGUCUGUCCUCAUCCUGCCUUCUGGUUGCCCACAUGAAGUGUUUGGCACAUGAAAUGCUAAAAGAUGAUAUUCCUGAAAUGUUGGUGCCACUGGAGGGUUGCUGCCCGAGCUGUGGCAUCCCUGUGCUGUGGGGAGACUUGGUCAGGUUGAAACGAGGUUGCUACCAACAGAAGGAGUCAGGUAGUGAUGAUGAAGACUGGGUUGAUAGUCUUUCACAGGCUACCUAAGAAUUCAGGCUGAGAUGUCUUUAAGUGGAGCAGUCUCUUGUGGAAAAAAAGGGAAGUUUCCUUCUCCCCAUCAGCCUGAUGUGAGGGGAAUACAGUGGCACUGUGUUUACUAGGCAAGCCACAGAGUGUGCAACUGGGCCAUUCACCCUGAAACAAGGGAGCCAUAGAUCUGAAAAAAAAAGAAAAAGAAAAAAAACAGCAGAAGAGUUCUUUAGCUCUUCAAGUGGAGUAAAAAAAAAAAAGAUAAGAAAUCGGAUUCAGCCUUGUAAAAGCAAAUAUGACAAUCAUGAAUGUUCAUAAUCAUAGUUCCCUUUACUUUUAAUUUACUUAAAGUUUACAUUUGCUUAUGUUAUAUGCAAUAUUUUAUUUAUUUACUUAUUUAUAUUUUUUUUUACUCUGUAUUACAUGUGAAUAGAAAAAAAAAAUAAUGUAAAUCUCUUUAAAAAUUUGAGUUGAACUGUAUUAUGACUUAGUACAAAGUUACUGUACCUGAGAACAGUACACAGAACACUUUAGCCACCCAGUCACUUGUUUUGGUGUGUGUCAGGAAAGGCGGAGUCUAGUAUUAUGGAAAGGCAGAUAUAGGGACAUGUCUAGUUAUGAAUGUAUUCAAAACAGAAAAUACCUAGUGUUGAAACUGCAUGAACAUAGACAGUUUUUUGAGUGUUCUAGAAAAUCAGGCAUCCGUGAUUUUUUUUCUUUUUUCUUUAUUUAUUUAUUUUUUUAAUGCAAGAGGAAUUUUAGCUUAGGGUAAAUAAUGAAGGUGCCAGUCCCAAAAGAAAAGAGUGCAGUCCAAAACAAGAGCAAUUAUAAAAUAGCUAUUCUUUUCCUGUUGAAAAUAAGGUUCACAUCUGUUGUUUGACUUGCAUAGUAUAUUAUUAUUAUUAUUAUUAUUAUUAUUAUUAUUAUUAUUAUUAUUAUCAUCAUCAUCAUCAUCAUCAUCAUCAUCAUCAUCAUCAUCAUCAUCAUCAUCACCAUCAUUAUCAUCAUCAUCAUCAUCAUCAUCAUCAUCAUCAUCAUCAUCAUCAUCAUCAUUAUUGUUAUUAUUAUUAUUAUUAUUAUUAUUAUUAUUAUUAUUAUUAUUAUUAUUAUUAUUAUUAUUAUUAUUAUUAUUAUUAUAGUUUUGCCUCUCAUGGGAUAUAUUAAGUAAAAUUCUAUCCUAGUUAGUUAAUUGGCAGGUGUGUAGGAAUGUAGUGUUAUAAUUAAAAGCUAAAAUUAAGCAAAGUUGGUUUGCACUACUCAGAACCAGUGUACAGUGUGGUCAACCAUAUGCCUGUGCUUCCCAUAGUAUAGCCUCAUGAGGUGAAGUUGUAAUGCAACUCUGCGCGGGAAAGGAAGCACUCAGAGGAUAGUUAUGAGUAUGAAGGAUGUGUAGUGUGGUGGCAGUGUAGGACAUUUACCUCUCUCUCCCUCUUGGACCUUUUACUCACCUAAUUCUCCUCGACACUCCCUUUCUCCGGGACGUAAUUCUCUCAUGAACAUUUCCUUCUUCGGGUAUUUUCUUCCUCGUGGACCUUUCCGUUCUCUUAAUCAUUUUCCCCCCAUGGACAUUUUAUCCUUUAGAUACUAUCUCUUUUAGCAUAUUUUUUCCCUCUACAUAGACAUGUCCCCUUCCCACAUUUUUCAUUUCUGGACAUCUUACCCUUUUUUUUUUUUUUUUUUUUUAUACCUAGACCCAACUUUUUCCUUCCCUCCUUGACAUUUUUCCCUCCAGACAUUUCUUCUUCCAGCCAUUUUCCUUCGCUUCUGGAUAUUUUUACCUCAGAUCAUUUUCUCAUCAAGCCCUUUUCCCUCCCUCGACAUUUUUUUUUUUUUUUUUACCGUCUAAACAUUUCUUAUUCCAGCCUUUUCUCUCUCCUUGACAUUUUCCCCUCUAGACAUUUCCUCUUCCAACCAUUUACCGUCUCUACUGACUCUUCAGAUAUUUCUCCCUCCUACUCAUUUCCCUCAUUAACUUGGGGAAGUUUAAAGUGACUGUAUUGGCAGUAUGUGUGGAAUGCUGAAGCGUGAAGGAAACGAUAAGUUAACGAACCGGAUUCCUAAACAUUUCGUUAGCGUAUCCUUUACAUUUAACAGGCUGAUCCGGAAGUUAUUUGAAUGUUCAGAGGUGUUUUCACGGUUGUAGUGAUAGUUGAAGAAGGACUCGACACCAUCAAUAGGAAAUACACUCAACACGACAUAUCAUUUGUUUGAUCUUUGAAAACAGUCCUGGAGAGAGAGAGAGAGAGAGAGAGAGAGGAGAGAGAGAGAGAGAAAGCGGACCAAGUACAUCAAGGAACGGUUCUGUCUUAAUUCGAUCUGAUAAAUUUAUUAAGAUAAAGAAUGAGUCAAUAAAAUAUUUCCCAUUUUAAAAGGAUGAUGGUACGUACUCGUAGGUAUUCUUUGUCCUGAGCUAUGUUGGGAGAGGAGCGCAUUUUGAUGAAGGAACCUUGUGAUGGAGCAAGGAUUUUCAACCAAGAUGCCACGAAGCAACUGUAGUUGUGCCACGGGAAUUCGAAAAGGAAGAUUGAUCCUCCUUCAAAUAACGUGUACGUGGCAAAUGUGACGUCCAUGGGUAUGACACCGGCAUGUGUUACAGCUUAAAGACAAUGUAUUUAAUUAAUUGUGAAUUUAUAUAGUACUCUAUUUGUGGGGGCAUACCACACUGUAUGUACGAACUGGUAACCCUUAUUCCGCCGGGCGUAUCAAGGUUCAUUACCAUACAUUAGUUCCACUUUUAAAAUUAAUAGUGUUGGUGUGCCUCGCCCAUUUUAGCGCCAACUCGUUGUGCCGUGAGAUGAAAACGUUGAAAACGGUGAUAGAAGAAGUAAGGGCGCACACGCUGCCCUCGGCGAUCACUCUGUCUUAAGGGGAUGCUAAUUUAUAUCUUUGCUAUAUCGCGAGAAACAGGGAAAGGGCAACAGAAAGCAUUUUGGUGGAGGGAAAAUGUGAUGGAGGCAGCGUGCAACGUCUUCGAUAAUAUAUUUUAGGGAAUGGCAGUUUUUAUCCUUGAAACUUGUUAGUCCAGAUUCAGUAUAAAGCUUUAGGAGAUUAGGCAAAUUUAUGGGCAGGGAUGAUUGGUGGAUGUAGAUUAUGUAUUAUGAAGGGACUGCCACAUGUAGGCCUACUGGCGUCUGGCUUCUUGUACUUACCUUCUUUCAUGCUCUCCGGUAACAGUAGAGAAGUCAAGACUAAUAAUAGGUGGCAAAAAAAAAAAAAUAAAAUAAAAUAAAAAUAAAAAUAAAUAAAAUAAAUAAAUAAAUAAAAAUAAAUAAGAUAAAAUAAAAUAAAUGAAUAAAUAAAUAAAAUAAAUAAAUAGAUAAAUGAAAAUAAAAUAAAUAAUAAUAAUAGCAAAGCAAGUCUGAUGUAAAGAGGUGAAAUAAUUACACUUUACAUUUAUAAUGUGGCCGAGAAAUGGUGAAACAUUUAUUAUGUGCCGUCGACGAAUGGAUAAGUUGAUAAAAAAAAAAAAAAAAAACUAAGCGUUCAUCUAAGAAAAAGGAAAUUACUUAAAUUUACGACACUCAUUUGUUAAGUGGAUACUUAUGUGGAUGUACUAAAAGAAUGACGCACUAGUAUUUUAUAUCGCCUCAUGUCACCUAUGUAUGAUUUGAUUUACCAUAGCACCUACUUUUAAUCCGUAGAAAUAUGUGAUUGUACCAAAAGAAUUACGCACUAUGUAGUUUUAUAUACUACCUUAAGUCACCUGGUAUGUACGGUUUCAUUUCCCAUAGCAGCAUAGCAGCUACCUACCAGUACAUAUACGUAACCAGCACGUAUGGACACUCACCUGUUGGUCUUAUCUUUAAUCAUUAUCACCUGCCAGAACCUACCUCAAGCCGGCAUCUCAGGAACUCACUGAAGAAAGAGAAAAAAGAGAGAGAGAGAGAGAGAGAGAGAGAGAGAGAGAGAGAGAGAGAGAGAGAGAGAGAGAGAGAGAGAGAGAGAGAGAGAGAGAAUAAGGGCUCUAAAUUUUGUUGUGUGACGAGGCAGUCUGUAAUCCUGCAAUAUAUCAGCGGGAGGUAGAAGAACGCCAUUAAUCAGGCCUAUAAAUACUACACGACUGGCUGGCUGUUGCUGCUGUUCAGGUUGUGUGUGUGUGUGUGUGUGUGUGUGUGCUGAGUGGUGGUGAAGAGGAGGAGGGGGAGGGAGGGGACGGGAUUAUAUAUCAGUUGUUGGCAGGGGUGUGUUCUUCAAGGAGCAACCUAAUACACUCAUGGGGCCGUGUGUGUGUGUGUGUGUGUGUGUGUGUGUGUGUGUGUGUGUGUGUGUCUCUGCUGCGGUCAGGGGGGGGUGGGGACAGGUGUAAAUGUGAACAACAAUAACAACAACAAUAACUACUACUACUACUACUACAGGCAGUCAUUAGCUCGCAGAUAUAUCAAGGACACUGAUAAGGGUUACUUUAAAACUUGCGAGUCGAAAUUAAAACCUUAUAGUAAAGGGAGGAAAGAGAGAAAAUACUCGAACAAAAUAAAGCAAAAAAAAAAAAAAAAAGAAUAAAUAAAUAAAGACUAAUAAAUUGACUUUGUACUUAACCAUGCACAAAAUUGUGGGAAAAAUGCCAAAUAAGAUUUUUGGCGUGAGUUUAAAAUUGUGUAUGUUAUGUGAGUUGUCACGACAGGAAUAUCAGCUUCUGUACGAGACGGUUAUGUAAGAUAGGUAACUUAGUAACGCCCACGGUGAGGAGGAAAAGAAGAAUUACUAACACUCGGGAUUAGGAAGGAAGGAGGGAAUGAUGGAAGGAAGGAAGGCUUGCUGACACUCGAGGUUAGGAAGGAAGGAAGGCUUAUUAACGUUCGGUAUAAGGAAGGAUGAGGGGAAGGAAUGAUUAUUGACAUUUGAAAUUAGAAAUAAAUUGAAGGAAAGGAAGGAGGAAAGGAUUACUAACGUGCGGGAUUAGGAAGGAAGGAAGGAGGAAAAGAUGGUCUACUAACACUUGUGAUGAGGAAGGAAGGAUGAAGGGAAGGAAAGAUUACUAACACUCGAGAUCAGGAAGGAUGGAAGAAAUUAUUACUAAUGCUUAGGGCGAAAAAAGGGAAGAAAGAGGGAAAGAAGGAAGAAAGAAAGAAGUAUAGAUAUCCGGUGAAGAGGGUGAAGAUGGUGAGACAAACAUACAGACACUAAAACAUAAAUAAAUAAAAUAAAAUAAAUAAAUAAAUAAAAUUCAAUUAAAUUCAAUAAUAAAAUCUGGAAAAUUUGCCGCGAAUAUUGGACGAGAGAGAGAGAGAGAGAGAGAGAGAGAGAGAGAGAGAGAGCGAGAGGAGGAGAGAGAGAGAGAGAGAGAGAGAGAGAGAAACGCGUUCACACAAACAAUAUUAGUUCCUUGUUACACCAGUUAGGUUUGCGCCAUUUUUCUGCAUAAAUAUUUUUUCCUCUACCUACGAUUUUUUACCGAUGCCUUUCCUAUCCCUUCCCUUUGCGUGAUCACCUUUACAUUCGUGUUUAUGUAUCAAUGAUCCCUGUCCUGAUUCACACGCUAAUCGAACAAUGGGUGCUGCUUUUUUCAUGUAAGAGAAGCACUGGUAUAGGGCAACAAAAAUAAUAACGACAAUAAUAUUAAUAAAUGAAAAAAAAAAAGUUAAAAUAAAUCAAAAGAAUGUGCCAGCUUCAAUAGAGUAAUCAAAAAGAAAGAAAAAAAAACUCGAAAUUUGAGAAGUGUCUUGAAAUCUCACUCUUAAAACAGUUUAAGUCAAAGGUAGGAGGGAAAAAGAAGCAGACAGGAAGUUCCAAAGUUUACCAGUGUCAUUCUUCUCUUAUCGAUCCAGCUCUUCAGCCUCCGAAUGUUAUUGAUAAUAAGACAUUAGCUACCUGAUUAUCUUGGACGGUUUUACAGACUAAGGUUAGAAUUCUGCGUACUAAAAAAAAAAAAAAACUAUUCGAUCAUAGUUGUCAGUCUGUGGUAUCUUUCGAAAGUAUAGUCCGAGCUUGCAUCAGAGUAUUUUAUUAAGUGAAAGUGUUCGACAGUGGUGGGGAGAGAGCGAGAAAGAAAUGGAUGAGGGGAAAAUAAAGAAAAUUAAAAUAAAGGGAAAUGGAAGGACAAGAGAGAGAGAGAGAGAGAGAGAGAGAGAGAGAGAGAGAGAGAGAGAGAGAGAGAGAGAGAGAGAGAGAGAGAGAGAGAGAGAAUCAAACUACCGACCGACAGACGGACACACACACACACACACACACACACACACACACACACACACACACACACACACACACACACACAGACGUGCGCGCGCGCGCGCGCGGACAGGCAAGCAGAAGAGAGCCAUAAAGGAGACAGUAAGUGCAGGAUACAUUGGGGAAUAACAGCCCCGCUCAUCUUCACCAAAUGUCUUGUUGGUGAAAUGGGAAUGAUGAACCACAGACACUGUUACUUUGAGGGUACGUUACCAGGGGCGUGAGGGACGGUACGUGUGUGUGUGUGUGUGUAUGUGUGUGUGUAUGUGUGUGUGUGUGUGUGUGUGUGUGUGU